AUGACUCGUAGACUAGUAUUUACGCUGUGGAGAUUCCCCCCGUACAUCAAUAUUUGUCUAGAACCAGCUUUGCAGCUUCAGCAACUCGAUUGUACAUGUCUACAGCGUCUCUCCUACUUGCUCUCGACCAGAGUAGCAGGUAUCCAAUCCAGCCUACACCCCCUCGUGGCGAAACAGUCGUCCCGGCGUGAGAAUACAGCUCUGCGCGACAAACGUGUUUCUCAAUGUCCGGGUGGAGUUGGUAGAUUUCGUCAAAGAAGCUCUCUGGCACAUACACAUUCGCCCGAUGAAUGGGAAUCAUGCAAUGCGCAGUCCAGUACUGGGCUCCACCACCGCCUCCUGAAUUUCCCGUUGGGAAAGAAAAUGGCUUUGACAAUCAACACCGUAUGUAAAGAGUGUGGCCCAAGUUCCACCUGCGCCAGGCGGUCGGGCAUUGACUUCAAUGAGAAAGCAAUCAGGUUGACCACCAGGUCCGUCCGUGACGGUGAGGUCUAAGAUUCCGUCGCCAUUACUGUCACUGUAUUGCAUGACUGAGUUCUUCAUGCGAGCUUCCACGUGAAAAAUUCCAGACCGAAAGCCCAACUGAAGUAGCUGGCUAUGCAACGUUGAUUUAAUUAUCUCCUGUUCGUUGAGAGGAAGCGCGCUGUGUGAGAUGAGAACCGUUUCGGCAAAAUUGUCGGAGAGAUCGGCCGUGUUGCUGUCUGCCGAACACGGGAAAUUAUCGCAAACCUCCGUGAAGAGAACUUCGCCAUCCCACAAGGCGAAGUUAGCAUCGAGUUCGGGUCCAUCAAUGUACGGCUCCAGGAGUAUACCAGUAUCUACCAAACCUUCUUCGUCGAGUGUACGAAUCACUUCGCGCAGGCAUUUCUCAUCAUUCACUUUCUGAACGCCCCUGGAAUCUCCACCUCGUGUAGGCUUGACGAUCAAGGGGUAUUCCAUUAAAGCGACCUUCUCGGGCAUGGUAUCCAUUUCUUUUGCGUUGUUUAGAUAUGCAGUGGAAAUGUUGCUCGUGAUCAUCUCGCGCACUUUGUGCUUGAAAUGGCAGUCAUACAUGGAUCGUCCUGAUUCAGUCGGCAGUUGAAGCAAUUCCGCCGCUCUUGCGGUAGCAAUGACAUAGUCGUCUAUGAAGGUUACAAUGCCAUCGAGGGGUUUGCCUUGCAAUGCUAUUGCCAUCGUUUGCGGUAACUCGGGAUCUGACAUAUCCACGGCUAUGAACUCUUGCCGGAGGUGUGCAAAGUCCGGGCCUUCCAGCCAGUGGCCCGGAUGGUCAAGCACAAUUAUAGAGACUCCGAGCGAUCUAGCAGCCUCGAAAUAUCCCUGUGACCAAUAUAUCCCUCUCUUGCGCUCGCGCAUAGGCCGGGCACCCACCACCGCGACGGUGCGAGCAGAGGGCUUAGUUGGAAGUAUCCAAUCGAAGUCCAGUCGACACUCCAGAUCUUCCUGCAAUAGUCUCAAACUGGUUUGACAUCCAUUUCCCGACGGUUUUGCGACUAUUGCUCCAGGCGAGGAGCGUAUCAAGUCAAGUAGUGCGGUGUCGGUACUAAGUGACGGUCGUGGAAGAUACUGGUCCCAGGUUGCAAGAGGAAUUACCGCCUCAACCAAGUGCGAAUGCUGUACUCUCAACUUGAGGAUGUUGCCCAUGCAAACGUAUCCCCCAUCAGGUGCAAGAAUGAUCUUCAAUGUCGCCUCAGUUAGACCAUCAAGUUUCGCAAUAUGGCCGAGUACGACAUCGAUGGCAGUACCUGUCGCAUCUGUGCAUGCAACCCUAUCCGAGGGAACUGAGGCUUGUUCCACAGGCGAAAGGCUCAACAUGACAAGUCGCCAGCGACAAUGGAGAAUCCGCUCUCCCACCUGGAAAGUUUCCAGUUUCAAGGCAUUUUCUGGUUUUUUGCCUGGUUCCUUUGGGGAUGUUGUGCCGUUCGAUUCGAAGAGCAUUGUGCUCACGAUUUGCAGAACUUGAUUUCCCUCCAAUAUUCGAAUGUUGCGGUUGAAGUGUACACCUUGACAAGGAUCAAGUCUGGCAAUUGUAUUUU
Molecule: messenger RNA, 2033 nt
Organism: Periconia digitata
Lineage: Eukaryota; Fungi; Ascomycota; Dothideomycetes; Pleosporales; Periconiaceae
Source: the annotation of a GenBank genome assembly